AUUUCCUGUUUCUUAGGUCUUUAUCUAAAAAUAAGAGAAGCUUGGAGGUGAUGGAUGGGGUGUGCCCUGGGUCCUGGGCUCCUUUCAGACCACAGCCCUUAGGGAAACGGAUUGUAUGUUUCUGGUUUCUCCCCUCUCCAGAGCGCUUUGUUCCAGACAUGCGUGGCCUCAGACUCAUCAUGAUACCAGCUGAACUGCUGCUCCUUUGCUACCUCCUGCUACGCCCUGCCGAUGCCGCUUCAUAUGGAAACCAAACAAAUGUCCUGAUGCACCUUCCAUCGUCCUCGGAAUCCUGGCUACCUUCCUCAGACCCCUUGUCCUGCCAGACCCUGCUCCCAAAGUCCCUGCCUGGCUUCACCCACAUGGCCCCUGUACCCAAGUUCCUGGUAGGCCUGUCACUGGUGAUCGCCUUGGAGAAAGCUGGCUGCCACACUGAUGUACGGACCCUGCAGCGUCAGCUGUACCGCCAGGGCAGUGUCAACACUACACAGAUCCUCAUCCGACAUCUUCAAGGGCUUGAGAAAGGCAGAAGCACAGGGAGGGCAGUGUCAGUGGAUGCCCUGGCCUCUGCUCUGCAGCUGUUGGCCAGGGAGCAGCCAGGCCAAGAGAGGGCCCGACGCUCCCUCCCCAUCAAGCACUGUGAGCAUGAGAAGGAGCAAGUUGUGCACAAUAUAGUCAGGCUGUUGCCCGGAGUGGGAACCUUCUACAACCUGGGCACAGCUUUGUAUUAUGCUGCUCAGAACUGCUCCGACAAGGCCAAGGAACGAGGCCAAGAUGGGGUCAUAGAUCUGGGUUAUGAUCUUCUCAUGACCAUGGCUGGACUGUCAGGAGGGCCCACGGGACUGGCGAUCAGUGCUGCCCUUAAACCUGCAGUGAAGGCCGGAGUUCAAAAGUUGAUCCAGUAUUACAAUGAGAAAGAGGCAAACACCCCUCUGCCAGAGACCAGCACGGAGGGCCUGGGGGGCACCUCAGGCGUGAGUGACCUGGAAGAAACAACUACCAUGACCCCUUUGGUGUCAGAAGUAUAUCCAACUCCUUACUGGGUAUGGGCCGUAUACAACAGCUAUGACUAA
Ceratotherium simum simum (southern white rhinoceros) is the source of this 1073-nucleotide messenger RNA. Its product is annotated as apolipoprotein F. The record is from RefSeq and is a predicted model, not a curated record. NCBI's taxonomy places the organism in Eukaryota, Metazoa, Chordata, Mammalia, Perissodactyla, Rhinocerotidae. Gene Ontology annotation, biological process: cholesterol metabolic process.